AUGGAAAUGAAAAUAGACAAUGAAGAAGAAGAGGAUAUAGAAUCAGAAGGGUUGAUAAAAAAAAAGAAAAAUAAUAAAAAAAAGCCAAAUAAUAUCAAUGUUAAUCUUAAUAUUUUGAAUAACAAAAAAAACUUUCAUAGAAAAAAUGCAAAUGUAGGGAGACGAAAAAAAAAUAAUAUAACUUCUUUAGAGUCAUCCUUAAAAAAUAAUAAUAAUUAUAUUACUGACCCAUAUACUAAAGUUUGUAUUAAUACACAUUAUGAUCAAGAUAAAAAUAUAAAUUAUAAUAAUAGAGAUAUAAAAGAAAAUAAUGGGAAUUUUAUAAAAAGAAAGAAAUGUGGUACUAAACAAAUAAAAGACAAUUAUACAAAUUAUGAUGAAAAUCAAAAUGGGAUAAAAAAAAAAAAUAAAAAAGUAUUAGGAGAUAAUAAAAUUGUGAAUGUAAACAUAAGAGGAAAUAAUAAGACAUUGAUUGAGGAGGAAAAUAAUAAUAUAGACAUGAUAGAUAACAAUAAACAUGUUCGAAAAAUAAAAAUUAAAACUACAAUAAAUAGACCUGAAGAAAGAACAGUACCAUGUAUAAGUUAUAGAAAUAAUAAUUACCAAUUAAAAAUAGGAUGGUGGAAUUUAGGAAAAAAAUUUAAACUAUUUUCUAAUAUUGAAAAAUGUAAAGAAAAUAUUAAAGAAAAAUAUUAUAAAAAUCGAAAUAAUUGUAAAAAUAUAUCAUCAACAAUAUCUACAAAUAAAUAUUUUAAUAAAUUUUUACCUAACGAAUAUUUAUAUACACCAGCAACAAAUAUAAGUUAUUUUAGAAGUAAAAAUUCAUUAAAUAUUAAAACAGAUCCAGUUAGUGAUUUUCACAAACUAAACUUAAGACCUAUUACUGGUUUUAUGCAAUCAUAUAAGAAAGAGAAAGAUCGAAUAAAUAAAUCAAAUCCUCGUGCUAUAAUAAAGGUAUCAAAAUAUCCAUACAUACAAGAUGGGUAUCAAAACACAUUAAAUAAUAAUAAGUUUUCCAAAAAAAGCGGAGAAGUAAAAGAUGGAUUAAGUAUAGGUAAAGCCAAUGUUCUUAUUUCAGAUAAAAAAAAUUCAAACUUAGAUGAUACUUUUGGCUUUUUUGCAAAAAUAUCGAAAAAUGACAAACAAAUGGAAGAUCAACCAAAACCUAAAAGAGUUCAGAUAAAAUUGAGAAAGAGUAAAUCAAAUAAUGAAGGAAAAAAUGAAAAAAAAAAAUUGAAAAAAUGUAAAAAUAAGUCAAUCAUAAUAAAACAAAAUAAAAGAAAUUCUAGUGAUGAUUCUGAUAAUUUUCAAAAUAUCGAACAUGUAAGAAUAAAAGCAAAGAAUCUAAACUGUUCAAACAAAAGAAUAAAUAGACAUAUAGAAAUGACAAAAAAUUCAGUAUCACCAUAUGGAUCUAAUCUAUUAACUGAUGAAAGUUCUGUAAAAACAAAAUCAGAAGAAUUUUAUAAAUUACCGAAAACCGAACAAGAAGAUUUAUCUGAGGGUGAUAGAGAAAAAUCAGAAGAAUCAAGUAUGAGCCAUUUAUACAAAUCAAAUGAAUCAUGUACAAGCAGUUUUCCAAAAUCAGUGUCUAGCUAUGGAAAAAACCCUCAUGAAAUAAGAAAAAAAAAUAAGUACACCAAAAAAAAUAUACCACCAAAUUUUAAUAUUAAAAUUAAAUCGAAUGCUAGAAAAAAUAAAAAAAAAAAGAACAAAUAUAGUUAUAGAAAAUAUAGUGGAGAUAUAAGCAGUAUUGUUAGCAAUUAUAGUAAUAGUAUCGAGGAGUCAGGAAAUGCGUCUUCUGUAUAUAGACACGAAUCAGAUAAUAAACAAAUGAAGUAUUAUAAAAAAUAUAAUAACAAAAAAGAGAGUAAUAGUUGUGAAUGCAAUAAUAAUUAUGCUAAAAAUAUAAGCCAACUAAACAAUGCAAAUGUAAAAAAUAAAAUAAAAAUAUGUAGAUAUAAAAAUGAUAAAAAAAAUUAUAAUAAUACACAAAGCGAUUUUUGUGUAAGUAGUGAAAAUAAGUUAAUGGAAAAUUCCAAAGAAUUAAAUUAUGAUAAACAUUUAGAUCAAAAUUUUAAAAAUAACACAAAUGAAUGUUCUUCAGAAAAUGGAACUAUAUCUAACGAAUAUACAGACUCAAUCGGAAUGGACAGCAAAAACAAUUUAAGAUAUUGUAGCUUUGAUGAGGAAAAAGAAAAUAGUGAAAAUUGUAAUUGGCAACACUUUCAAAACUUUCAAAACUACGAUGCUAAUCGAAAUUUUCAAAUCAAUGAUAGUCAUAAAAACAUAAAAAGGUGUGACUCUUUUCAGCUGGAAAAAGAAUAUGAUGACUAUUUUUGCAAGUCUUAA
This is a messenger RNA of Plasmodium vinckei vinckei, 2352 nucleotides long. Its product is annotated as conserved Plasmodium protein, unknown function. Bases 1 to 2352 code for a protein of 783 amino acids. The transcript has a single exon. Lineage: Eukaryota; Apicomplexa; Aconoidasida; Haemosporida; Plasmodiidae. The record is from RefSeq and is a predicted model, not a curated record.